Molecule: messenger RNA, 3108 nt
Organism: Equus quagga
Lineage: Eukaryota; Metazoa; Chordata; Mammalia; Perissodactyla; Equidae
Gene: TPCN2
Product: two pore segment channel 2
Exons: 22
Coding region: 716-2926 (736 amino acids)
Biological process (GO): monoatomic ion transport; transmembrane transport
Cellular component (GO): lysosomal membrane
Molecular function (GO): voltage-gated channel activity; monoatomic ion channel activity
Source: RefSeq, a predicted model, not a curated record
UGGUUCUGGGGGUGCCGAAGGAAUGGGCUGGAAGCCCUGCGGCGCUGCGGGCUGAGCAGCCGGUGAGCAGAAGGGAGCAGGCCCACCUCUGUGUCCUGCCUCCUGGGCCUCCACUGCCCCACUGGCCGAGCCACGCAGGCAGCGGCUGAGGGAGGAGGACUGUGGGUGGCAGGCCCAGCCCAGCGUCACGGCCCAGGACUGCGGGGGACGGGGGCGUAGACCCCAUUGGCACCCACACGCUGCCUCCCGCUUCCCUGCAGGAGCGCCGACAGCGGCCGGCUCUCCCCAGUGAGAUGCUGCCCUCCUUCCUGUGCAGGAGGAGGCUGUCAUCCCCUCCCGAAGGGAGCAGGACGGCCCAGCCGCCACCGGCUCCAUUUCCAAGUGAUGGCCAUCGUGCCCGUCUGGUGGGCACGAUGUUCUGUCGCUUCAGGGCUCAAUUGUGUGCCUCUCAUGCCCAGCAAUCCUCGUGUGAAAUCAGGAGCAGGGAGGGAGGAGGAGGUCCCUUACUUAGUAUAUACUGAGCACACGGCCACCUAACCAGCAAGCAAGGGAGUGCCCCGCGCUGCGGCCUGCUUGUGUCGCCAGCAAGGGCCCUCUGAGCCAGAUCUUCCUCCUGUCCCGCCCCCGCACACUUUGCCGCAUUCCUUCCCAAGGGCCCAUCCUCGGUGGUCCUGCCCUUUUUAAUUACUGGAGUUCUGCUAAGGGUUCCUGUCGGAUGUGCCUGGGGAUCCCCGACGCAGACCUCCCUGCCCCCCAGGCAGCAGCACCCCGGUCUGUCCUCGUGCUCGGAGCCUAUAUGACCUCCUCUAGCCCCACAGAGGGCUGUGCCCCGUGGCUCGUGUCACCGAGCUUUCACAGCGCCCUUGGGCCCUCCUGCAGGCUGGCUGCUCCGGCCCCUGCGGGUCCGCCGGCUCCUCCGCCCCUUCUUCCUGAUGCAGAACUCCUCCAUGAUGAAGAAGACGCUCAAGUGCAUCAGGCGCUCGCUGCCCGAGAUGGCCAGUGUCCUGCUGCUGCUGGCGCUCCACCUGUGUCUCUUCACCAUGUUCGGGAUGCUGCUGUUCACAGGAGAGAAGAAGGACGACGGGCAGGCCCAGGAGAGGCUGACGUACUUCCGCAACCUGCCGGAGGCCCUGACGUCGCUCCUCGUACUGCUGACCACAGCCAACAACCCCGACGUGAUGAUCCCUGCGUACUCCAAGCACCGCGCCUAUGCCGUCUUCUUCGUUGUCUUCACCCUGAUCGGAAGCUUGUUUCUGAUGAACCUGCUGACUGCCAUCAUCUACAACCAGUUCCGGGGCUACCUGAUGAUGGAGGGACCGCCCUGGUGAAGUCGCUGCAGCAGCGCCGCUCAGAGCCAUGCUCCCUGCAGAAGUCUCUCCAGACCUCGCUGCUCCGGAGGCGGCUGGGGACGUGGGCCGCAUACCAGGUCCUCUGCUCCCUGUCGGCAGAGGGCGGCGCCGCUGCCCAGGGGGUCGGGGUGAAGGCCCAGGACGUCCUGCAGGUGCUUCACAAAGUCCAGCUGGCCGGCAGCCACAAGCAGGCCAUCGUGGAGAAGCUGCGUUCCUAUGGGGGCGACAUGAUGUCUGCUGACGAGUUUCAGAAACUCUUCCAUGAGUUUGACAAAAGGGUGAUUAAACAGCACCCGCCGCGGCCCGAGUACCGGUCUCCGUUUCUGCGGAGUGCCCAGUUCCUCUUCAGCCACCACUACUUUGACUACCUGGGGAACCUUGUCGCCCUUGGGAACCUCGUGUCCAUUUGUGUGUUCCUGGUGAGAGAUGCAGAUGUGCUGCCCGGCGACCGUGACGACUUCGUCCUGGGGAUUCUCAACUGCAUCUUCAUCCUGUACUACCUGCUGGAGAUGCUGCUCAAGCUGUUUGCCCUGGGCCUGCGCGGCUAUCUCGUCUUCCUCAGCAACGUGUUCGACGGGCUCCUCACCAUUGUCCUGCUGGUUUUGGAGAUCUCCACUCUGGCUGUGUACCGAUUCCCACACCCGGGCUGGAAGCCGGAGAUGGUGGGCCUGCUGUCGCUGUGGGACAUGACCCGGCUGGUGAACAUGCUCAUCGUGUUCCGAUUCCUGCGCAUCAUCCCGAGCAUGAAGAACUUUCAGGAGAAAAGAAAGCCAAGGACGUCAGACCCCUUUCUGAGUGUCCAGCUGAUGGCGGUGGUGGCCAGUACCAUCCUGGACCUGAUCAAAAACAUGCGGGCCUUUGGCGGGAUCCUGGUGGUGGUGUACUACGUCUUUGCCAUCGUCGGCAUCAGCCUGUUCCGAGGCGUCGUCGUGGCUCCUGGGAACAGCAGCCUGGCCCUGGACAACGGCUCGGCGCCCUGCGGGAGCUUUGAGCAGCUGGAGUACUGGCCCAACAACUUCGACGACUUCGCCGUGGUCCAAGGUCUAUUUUGUGCUGUGGUGGCUGGUGUCGUCCGUCAUCUGGGUCAACCUGUUUCUGGCCCUGAUUCUGGAGAACUUCCUCCACAAGUGGGACCGCCGCAGUCACCUGCAGUCCCUCGCCGGAGACCCGGAGGCCCCCUAUCAGAUGACUGUGGAGCUCUUGUUCAGGGACGUCCUGGAGGAGCCGACGGAGGAGGAGCUGCUGGCGGAGCUGAGCCACCACCCGCACCUGCGGCUGCGCCGGUGACGCCGGGCCCCUUCCCGGCUGCGGCUUCAGGACCGACGCUGGGGGUCGUGGGAAGGGGCGGGCUGCAAUCCCGGGGCCAGAGCCACUCCGUCCGCCCCGAGGCUGGGACAGGGCACAGGUCCGGUUCCCUGCGGGCGGAACCGCCACCAGCUUCUCUGCGGCGUCUCAGAAGGGCUGCCGGUGCCUCAGGUGGCGUCCUCGCCACUUUCUUGUGUCAGCUGCUUCCUGGGACUUUCACUUUUGAAACAUGGGAUGAGGGUGACUCCAUGGGGACCUUGAAGACAUCGUGAAGAGCCAGAAGCAGCGGCGUCCCCUCGUGCCCUGCGAUUUCUGUGGUGCCUUCGCUGCUGGCGGCCUUCAGGGACCAGGGGCCCGCGUGGGGCCUGCACAGGCCGACCGGCAGCUUUCCUGAGCACGAAGUUUGGGAUCUUGGCGGUUUUACCUGAAGAGAAUCUUGGCUGUUUUAUUAUUU